Molecule: messenger RNA, 2041 nt
Organism: Nicotiana tabacum (common tobacco)
Lineage: Eukaryota; Viridiplantae; Streptophyta; Magnoliopsida; Solanales; Solanaceae
Biological process (GO): mitochondrial proton-transporting ATP synthase complex assembly
Cellular component (GO): mitochondrion
Source: RefSeq, a predicted model, not a curated record
UAUACCCGCUUAACACUUCAGUCUCAUAUCCUAGCGCCGCCGAAACAAGAUCACGCAUCGGUGACCGGCGAGCGAUCACAGCAGAAUCACUCCUUUGUGACUGACGAACCACGCGAAGGAUUCACACAUCGAAACUGAGACUGUCUUAGCGGUGAAUCGCGGCAGCGCUGAUGAUGAUGAUUAUUGUUUGAAUGAUGAUGAUUCUUAUUCCAUUUCUGGUGAGAAAAAUCGAACUUGUGUAGUGGAUUAUUUGACUACGCCGGUACUGUAGAUGCCAUACUCAGCUUUGGUAGUUCUUUCAAUCCUCAAAGAGAAGAAGCAGAUUCAAAUUUUAGAAUAGAAAUAAAUAAGGGAAGCAUAUAUCAAUCAGUGUUAUUGCAGAUAAACCAUGAUGCGCUCUUUGUCAAGUCGCGUAUCAAAGAGAAUACUCUCUUCUGUUAUGCCUUGCUAUGGAAAUGCUUCUUCUUUCUUUAUGGUCUCAAGACAACCAUACAGAAGUUCAACUCUGCGACAGAUAGUUUAUAAGUCACAACGAAAUGCUAUUCCUUGUGAUUUCUUGAAAUGGGGUUCGCUUGGUUCCAUUAGGACAUCAAAAUUUGCCUCUGGCUUCAGCCCGUUGAAGCCAAAGCCCUUGGACUCUAUUAUUGACAUGGAGCGGGCGAAAAACAAAUCAGCUGAAGAGCUUGCUGACGUUUGGGACGAUUAUCACUUGGGAAGAGGUCAUAUUGCAGCAUCAAUGAAAGCUAAGUUAUAUAAGCUCUUUGAGCAAAGAUCUGCAAGUUGCCGAUAUUUUGUUAUUCCGCUGUGGAGGGGAAGUGGUUACACAACCAUGUUUGUGCAAGUGCAGGCGCCACACAUACUUAUCACAGGCCUUGAAGAUUACAAGGCCAGAGGAACUCAAGCUUCUCCAUACUUCACAGUUUCUUACUACACCGAAUUUUCUGAAAGCAAGGAUCUGGUUCUUGUUCGAGGGGACAUUGUCUUUACUAGCAAGCUCACCGACUCGGAGGCAAAAUGGCUUUUGGACACUGCACAAUCUUUUUACUUGAAUGAUGUCAGAUACAAACUAGUGGAGCGUUUCAAUAGAGAAACGAGGGAGUUUGAGUUCAAAGAUGUUUUACAAACUUUGGAGAUGCCUAUAUUGUGAUUGGAACAUCUGAAGUCGAUCUUCUCUCAUAAGAGAAAUCCAAAGGUACGGAGUUUGGUCAAAAUGGAUCAUUCAGAAAUCAGCAUCAAGUGAAUUGAUGUUCUCCUGCCAUUCUGACAGGCAAGUGUCUGUCAAGCAUAAUGACUAUUGCAUUAGCAAACAAUCUUUUCUAGUUUUGAUUAUUUCAUUGAGGCAAAAGUCAAGUAUCUUCAUGGUGUUGUUUUUCUUUCUUUUCUAUAGUAGCAAUUAUCUUUUUGGAAAAAAAGAAGAGAAAAGGGCUGAUGGUAGCUGUGUUGUAGACUUGUAGUUCUUAAAGAAAACUUCCUAAAUUCAGAGAUUCUACAGAGGUACUAAAACAUCAUGGAUCUUUUGAGACAUCUGCAAUAAAUGUGAUUUUAGGUCUGUCUCAACUUCUUCCAACACCUUGAAUUACCAUGGUUUCUCACCUGUAAACUUGUGCAUUUCGAGGUAUACAAUUAUUAUACAUAAACAAUGGCCAAACAGUCUUUGAGGCGUUUUCUUCCCUAUGUGUGAUAUUGUACUUUCUGUUAGAUGUGAUUAUUUCUAAUCUUAUAUGACUAGACAUGUAUUUCUAACGCCGGAGAUGCAUGUUUUGUGAUGAAAUUACUUAAAGUGAUAUCAUAAGAGCAAUUGGAAGAGACGGAAUUUUGACGAGGAAGGAUCAUACGGCAAUCAGCAACAAUGGAAUUGGCAGUUCUUUUCGUCAUUCCAAGGGCAAAACUGUGUCUAUAUAGUAGAAUGAUUGAAUGGCAUGUUAUUAACAAUCUUUUCUAGUUCUGAUUCUUUCUUUUUUUUUUAAACCAAAAUUCGUGUUACAUUGUAGUAAUGUUGAUGGUAGCUUUCUUGAAAAUUGUCAAGAAACUUUCUAGUGUC